AGCUUUUUUAAAAGGGGAUGUUGUGAAACAAUAACAAAGAGGUACGAGGCCGAGAGAGACCAGAAGCAAUUUCCUUCAGACCAUGGAUCUCAGUUCACUGAGCCGUCUCCUUAUAAACCCCACUCACCUGGUCCUGUUCUGGGUAUCUGCUGCAAUUGAACAAGGAUCUGCCUCACUUGAAUACAACUUCAGUUUAAACAAUUCAAUGACCCACAACAUGGAUCGGUGUGAACAGUAUUUUCAGAAUGGCCAGGAUCUUUGUGCAGUAACAAAAUCGUGCUGUCAGACAGGAGUGGAUGAAUACGGCUGGAUUGCUGCGGCUGUCGGUUGGAGUCUUUGGUUUCUCACCCUCAUCCUUGUCUGUGUGAAUAAAGUAGCAAAGCUGAGGCCGGAUGAGUCACAGAAGUACCCUUCAGCCUAACACCUGGGAGGAAGAAACCCUUAGGGAAGGAAGAAGGGAGCUCUCAGACUUCCUUUGGCAUCAUCUUAGCAAACUACAGUCAUCAAGUUGCUUGAAGCAAAAUAAGACUAUCUAUUGGAAGUGGAACUCAAUACAGGCUGCUAGAUUAUGCUAAUCUACACGACAUUGAUCGAGGAUUUCGGAAAUAACUGACAGUGAAACUGUGCGUUGUUUCAUAUCUUCCAUUGCACUUGAAGAAUUGAUCAUUUGAUAAAUAAUUUUUACUUUUUGCUCCUACCAUUUCUCUAUUGUAAAAUGUGUCAGUUGUUGUUUUAUUGUCUUUAUUCUUAGGGCUUCUUUGAACUUCUUAUCCUUGUUCCAGGUUCAGCAUCUUGCAUGUUUGUUUUUUUUUGUUGUGUGGCAUCUCAAGUGUUACCAUGGAUUUGGAAUUACUUCAGUGCCUGGAAAGAUAAGUUACCUAAUAGUGCAUGGUGGGCUAUCAUACCUUUUCCAGUGCCCUUGCUUAUGAGUCCCACAGUGCUGCAGUAAAACAGGUGUGAUCUACUUAGCAAACUCUCAUUAGCCUCAAAAAACCAGCAAAGGCCUGAUUUUACACAUGACCUCAGUUUCUGCAGGGCAUAAUUAAAUAUGGAAAAGUCCUCUUCUAACAUCCAGUGGAUAUUGCUGGGCAGUUCUGGCUAACUACAUCUAUUGUUGUCACAUACACAAAGAACUCAUAAGAAAAAUCAUGAUCCUGAGUGUUCAGACAGCAGGCAUGGUGGAAUUUAGGCUUCCUUCACCUAUUCUCGCAUUUUCCUAAUGCAAUCACACCAGUUGUUAUGAAGUCCAAAGUUACCAGGAUAUCUUUUCCAAUGGACUUUCCUUAUCUUUGAUACUUUCUUACUUUGCACAUACAAUGGUCCUGAAAAUAUUAUAAAAAUCUAUUCCCCAAUACUAUUAUUUCCUUGGUGUUGCCUUUAAUGCAAUUUUUAGAAGCAAUAGGGCAGAACUCAAUUCAUUUUUUGAUCCUUGAUAAAUCAAAAAACUGUUAACUGUUGACUGAUCAACAGUUACCUAGCACAUUUGGUUGAAAUUAUUGCUGUACAAAGGGGUCACACCAGUUACUGAAAUCAAAGGUUCACAUACUUUUUCCAACAAAUCCAUGCAAUAUUGGUUAAUUUUUUCAAUAAAUAAACGAACAAGUAUAA
Hypanus sabinus (Atlantic stingray) is the source of this 1608-nucleotide messenger RNA. Its product is annotated as transmembrane protein 213-like. Lineage: Eukaryota; Metazoa; Chordata; Chondrichthyes; Myliobatiformes; Dasyatidae. The record is from RefSeq and is a predicted model, not a curated record. Bases 83 to 421 code for a protein of 112 amino acids. The transcript is spliced from 3 exons.